Messenger RNA from Histoplasma mississippiense, 2757 nucleotides. Its product is annotated as pre-mRNA splicing factor prp1. Bases 1 to 2757 code for a protein of 918 amino acids. Lineage: Eukaryota; Fungi; Ascomycota; Eurotiomycetes; Onygenales; Ajellomycetaceae. Gene Ontology annotation, biological process: spliceosomal tri-snRNP complex assembly; mRNA splicing, via spliceosome. The record is from RefSeq and is a predicted model, not a curated record. Gene Ontology annotation, molecular function: protein binding. The transcript is spliced from 2 exons. Gene Ontology annotation, cellular component: U4/U6 x U5 tri-snRNP complex; catalytic step 2 spliceosome.
AUGACAGGCCGUAAAGACUUUCUCAGCCAGCCUGCCCCAGAAAAUUAUGUUGCUGGUUUAGGACGGGGUGCCACCGGAUUCACUACUCGGUCAGACUUGGGCCCAGCUAGGGAGGGUCCCACUCCAGAGCAGAUACAGGAAGCCCUGACGAAACGCGCACUUUUACUCGGCGCAGCUCCUCCAACCGCAUAUGGCUCGUCAAAUAGAGGUGAAAAGGGUAAGGGGGACAAAGCUGAUAAAGCAAUUGAAGAGGAGGAGGAUGACCGGUUUCAAGACCCCGAAAAUGAGGUUGGCCUCUUCGCAUACGGACAGUACGACAGGGAUGAUGACGAGGCGGAUCGCAUAUAUCAGGAGGUGGAUGAAAAGAUGGACAGGAGGCGGAAGUUAAGAAGGGAAGCUCGAGAAAAACAAGAGCGCGAAGAAUACGAACGAAACAACCCCAAAAUCCAGCAGCAAUUUGCAGACCUCAAACGCUCCCUAGCUACAGUAACCGAUGAAGAUUGGGCAAAUAUCCCGGAGGUCGGUGAUCUGACGGGGAAAAACCGACGGGCCAAGCAAAACUUGAGAAACCGAUUUUAUGCCGUACCAGAUAGUGUUAUUGCUAGCGCAAGAGAUUCUACAGAAUUCAGCACUACUGUCGCUGAAGACGGCACAGAAACUGUAGUACCGCGUGGGGAGACGGAUGGCACAAUCACAAACUUUGCAGAUAUUGGUGCUGCGAGAGAUAAAGUCCUUCAGGUUAGACUUGAUCAGGCUGCUCAGGGGUCGACAGGCGAUGCGACAGCUGGAAGCACAACCAACAUCGAUCCAAAGGGUUAUUUGACAAGUCUAACCAAGUCCGAGCUGAAGGCAGGGGAAGUGGAGAUUGGAGAUAUUAAGCGAGUUCGAGUGUUGUUGGAAUCAGUCACUAAAACAAACCCUAAAUAUGCACCAGGAUGGAUAGCUAUCGCUCGUUUAGAAGAAAUCGCGGGACGGAUCGUUGCUGCAAGGAGCUAUAUUGCUAAAGGGUGUGAACUAUGCCCGAAAAGUGAAGAUGCGUGGUUGGAAAAUAUAAGGCUUAAUGAUAAUCACAAUGCGAAGAUCAUUGCGGCCAAUGCGAUUAAAAAUAACGACACCUCAACUAGGCUCUGGAUUGAGGCCAUGAGACUAGAAUCAGACCCGCGGGCCAAAAAGAAUGUUCUUAGACAAGCAAUUCUCCAUAUUCCACAGUCUGUUGCUAUUUGGAAGGAAGCCGUUAACCUUGAAGAAGACCCAGCAGAUGCACGCCUUCUUCUUGCCAAAGCAACGGAAAUGAUACCACUUUCAGUGGAGCUAUGGCUGGCCUUGGCUCGUCUUGAAACUCCAGAAAAUGCGCAAAAGGUCCUAAAUGCUGCGCGAAAGGCAGUCCCAACUAGCCACGAGGUUUGGGUUGCGGCUGCUCGACUACAAGAACAAAUGGGGACUGCUGGCAAGGUCAACGUGAUGAAACGGGCUGUCCAAGAAUUAGCAAGGGAAUCUGCCAUGCUAAAACGAGAAGAGUGGAUCGGAGAAGCGGAAAAGUGUGAGGAAGAAGGAGCAGUCCUUACUUGCGCUGCAAUUAUUCGGGAAACCUUGGGCUGGGGCUUGGACGAAGAUGAUGAUCGGAAAGAUAUCUGGAUGGAAGACGCGAGAGGGAGCAUUGCUAGGGCCAAAUACGAAACCGCGAGAGCGAUAUAUGCUUACGCUCUGCGAGUAUUUGUCAAUAAGAAAACUAUCUGGCUUGCUGCAGCCGACUUGGAACGUAACCAUGGCACUAAAGAAAGCCUCUGGCAGUUGUUGGAAAAGGCUGUGGAAGCCUGCCCACAGAGCGAGAAUUUGUGGAUGCAGCUUGCCAAGGAAAAAUGGCAAGCUGGUGAAAUCGACAAUGCCAGAAGAGUACUCGGAAGAGCGUUUAAUCAAAAUCCAAAUAAUGAAGACAUCUGGCUCGCGGCCGUCAAGCUAGAAGCAGAUGCGAAUCAGACUGAACAUGCAAGGGAACUCCUCUCGACCGCGCGUCGCGAAGCUGGAACCGACCGUGUCUGGAUCAAGAGCGUGGCUUUUGAGCGCCAGUUAGGAAACACGGAACAGGCUCUCGACCUCGCCAACCAAGGGCUUCAGCUUUACCCUAAAGCAGAUAAGUUGUGGAUGAUGAAAGGCCAAAUAUAUGAAGAACAAAAUAAAUACCCCCAGGCCAGAGAAGCAUAUGGAACCGGUACGAGGGCGUGCCCUAGAUCCGUACCCUUGUGGCUCCUCGCAUCUCGCCUCGAAGAAAAAGCAGGAGUUGUCGUCAAGGCACGAUCUAUUCUCGACCGAGCGCGUCUCGCAGUGCCCAAGAACGCGGAACUCUGGACUGAAACAGUGCGUGUUGAGCGGCGUGCAAAUAACAUAGGACAGGCCAAAGUGCUCAUGGCAAAAGCUUUACGAGAAGUCCCUAAUUCAGGUCUUCUAUGGAGCGAGAGUAUCUGGCACCUGGAGCCGCGGACUCACCGGAAGCCGCGAAGCCUGGAAGCUAUCAAGAAAGUGGAUAAUGAUCCUAUCCUCUUCGUGACAGUAGCGCGCAUCUUUUGGGGUGAGCGAAGACUUGAUAAGGCAAUGACAUGGUUUGAGAAAGCCAUUGUCUCGAAUAGCAAUUUGGGCGAUGUGUGGGCGUGGUAUUAUAAGUUCUUGUUGCAACAUGGUACAGAUGUAAGCAGAAAAGCCCUUCCCUACCAUUCACAACUUCUGAAUCGCUCAAACUGGUGGGCCAUGAAACAUGUCUAA